Messenger RNA from Amyelois transitella, 762 nucleotides. RefSeq lists its product as uncharacterized. Lineage: Eukaryota; Metazoa; Arthropoda; Insecta; Lepidoptera; Pyralidae. The transcript is spliced from 6 exons. The coding region runs from base 1 to 762 and encodes 253 amino acids. The record is from RefSeq and is a predicted model, not a curated record.
AUGACGAUGUCGUUUUCUUCUGACUUUUUAUCUUGUCAUCGAAGGAAGACACCUCACCUUUCUAAAGAGGAGCCCCCGGUGCGCCUUUUCGAACAUGAUCCGGGAUUGGCAUACUACGAGUACUUUGACACAAAACAGUGUGUAAAUAACAAUAGUACUGAAGAUUUAAUGUAUCAAAACAGUGAGGACAAAACUCGGACAAAACCAAAAGGUUUUUACAACAGCUGCAAUAGAUCAAGACAUUCAACAAUAAAUUGUAAUGAGAACCUGAGCCUCUUCGUUAAAUCUUUCAAAAAGAAAUUUGAUCGCGUGUAUCAACUACUGAUGGAUUACUACCUGAUAUUUGGCACCAUCUUCUUCGUCCUUGUGAUGGGUUUUGUUUUGCCUGAUUCCGCACUUAAGAUCAAUACUGGUAAAGAACUCAGGUCUAUGAAAAAAAUGGUAAACAUGAUGUAUAAUGAAGUGAAUCGUGCUGAGGCAGCGUGCUUGACUGCAGCUGAUAAUUUAUGUCACCUUCAAUGCUCCAUGCAAGAUGGAUCUACUGAAACUCCAACAACGAAGCUUCGAGAUCUUUCCGUGUGCACCAGCCGUUGCUUGCAACCAACCCGCCCGGAGCCAGUGCAGGUCGAGAAAAAAAUUGGUUUCUUUAGAAGAAUAUUCCGCCUAGCAAGACAUAGUUCUGAAGAAAUAACAAUAAUGUCCUAUGUGUACACUAACUCUUUCGACGCCCUCGAGCCGAAUAACAACAGCAAAGUGAGGUGA